Molecule: messenger RNA, 3775 nt
Organism: Drosophila suzukii
Lineage: Eukaryota; Metazoa; Arthropoda; Insecta; Diptera; Drosophilidae
Product: E3 ubiquitin-protein ligase MARCHF6
Cellular component (GO): endoplasmic reticulum membrane
Molecular function (GO): zinc ion binding
Source: RefSeq, a predicted model, not a curated record
UUCGGGGUGUGCACACACUGCGCCUGGCCACUUUUUUUGUGAAGUGAGCUGCAUAUUUUUGUUUUGUCGUAAUAAUAAAGUUCUCGGUUAAAAUUCAAGUGUUAGACUCGCUAAACGUUCCGCAGACAUCGGGUAUUAUAAUUAGCGCAGUUGAAAAAGGCGGGGAGAAUCGGCUGGAACGGCCAGCCCCCUCGGGCCAAUUAGCGAAAUUGCCCAGCGAAUUGCGCAAAUGGCCGAUGGAACUUCGGUUUUUCCGUUGAACUGAAGAAGGCCCAAGGAUACAAGGAUCAUCAGGAUGGACGACCUGUCGCAGGGCGACAUCUGCCGCGUGUGCCGCUGCGAGGCACAGCCGGAUAGGCCGCUCUUCUACCCGUGCAUCUGCACGGGAUCGAUCAAGUACAUCCACCAGGACUGUCUGAUGCAAUGGAUGCGAUACUCGCACAAGGAGUACUGCGAACUGUGCGGCUACCGCUUCAGCUUCCAGCCAAUCUACGCCCCGGACAUGCCGCGAGUCCUGCCGCUGAAGGACGUCCUGGUGGGCCUUAUGUCCGCCGUUUUGGAGGGCGCCCGCUGCUGGCUUCAUUAUUCCUUGGUAGGAAUGGCCUGGUUUGGCGUGGUCCCUCUAUCCGCCUAUAGGACCUACCGGUACCUGUUCCGCGCAAGCUCCUUCGACAUGAUCCUCACGCUGCCCUUCGACAUCUUCUCCAUGGAGAACCUCGCCGCGGAUGCUUUUCGCGGCUGCUUUGUGGUCACCUGCACGCUGCUAUCUUUUAUAGGAUUGGUCUGGCUGCGCGAGCAGAUUCUCCAUGGCGGCGGACCCGACUGGCUGGAGCGGGAGGAUGCCCCUCUGCAGGCUGCAGCGGCUGCUAAUCCGGCGCCAGCUCCCGCUGCGGAGGCAGCUCCACUGCUGCCUCAGGACGACAACAACAAUGCCGAAAAUGCGCCGCAAGAUGUGCCCAUGGAUAAUGAAGCGCCGGCCGCGGCGGACAUCGAGGGACAGAAUGCUGCCGCUCCAGCGGCCGCUGCUCCCGCUGUGGACGCCGAUGCUGACGAACAGAACUGGAAUCCUAUGGAAUGGGAUCGGGCUGCCGAGGAACUCACCUGGGAGCGCCUCCUAGGACUCGAUGGCUCGCUCGUUUUCCUCGAGCACGUCUUUUGGAUCAUCUCGCUGAACACUAUGUUCAUAUUCACCUUCGCAUUCUGUCCCUACUGCGUGGGCAACUUUAUCCUGAGCUCCAUGGAUCUGCUGCAGCCGGAGAAGCCACUGCUGCACUUCCACGGCCUGAUUACCACUUUGUUCGGCUACUGUUGCAUCGGAUUGACUCUGGUGGUGUUGCACUUUUUCGCCAGAGUUUUCCGGCUGCGAAGAGUAUGCUGGUUCAUCGGACUGUGCUACAUUGUGGUCAAGGUAUCGUUACUCUCUGUGGUGGAAAUCGGAGUGCUUCCGCUAAUUUGCGGCUGGUGGCUGGACAUCUGUUCGUUACCCUUGCUGGAUGCCAGCUUGAAGGAUCGUAAGGCAAGCUUCAAGGCUGCUCCAGGCACCUCUCUAUUUGUCCACUGGAUGUUUGGCAUGGUCUAUGUGUACUACUUUGCCGCUUUCAUUUCGCUCUUGAGGGAGGUACUUCGGCCGGGAGUGCUCUGGAUAUUCCGCAAUGUCAACGAUCCGGACUUUAGCCCCAUCCAGGAGAUGAUCCAUGUACCGAUAGUGAGGCACAUCCGUCGUUUGGUCGCCUCCGCCAUGAUCUUUGGCUUCGCGGUGUUCUUGAUGCUUUGGCUGCCUAUUAGAAUUCUGCAGGUGGCCUGGCCCAACUUCUUGCCCUAUGCGCUGAGUGGCGAUGCGGAGGUCAACGAUCUUAGUCUUCAAUUGCUGCUCCUGCAGAUCGUUUUGCCAGGCUUUUUCGAGCAGACCCAAACACGAAUCUGGCUAAAGGGGUUACUACGCAUUUGGUGCACAGCGGUGGCCUGGUUGCUGGGAAUUCGAAGUUACCUGCUCCCAGCACCAGAACCCGAGCCCGAAAAUCCCGCAGCUGGCGAAGAGGGUGGGGAGAAUGCCGCUGGCGAGAAUAGAAACCAAGAGGGCGAGGCUGAGGGAGCUGCAGCGCCACCGCCACCGCCCCCUCCACCGCCACCGCCAGUGGAACCGGCGCCUGCACCACGAAACCUGGCCGCCGCCCAUCAGGCCAUGAUGCAGCGCGACGCACCCGUGGGAUUCCAGCCGUACGACAAGCCCUCGCUGUUCGCAAUCCGUUUGUGCGCCCUCCUAUCGCUCAUGUGUUUGUCCAUCGUGUGUGCGGCCAUGUUGACGCUCACGGUUCCCGUGUACAUUGGCCGCCGAUUGAUGAUGCUCUGGACUGGACAGCCGGGUGAGAAGGCAGCGGGUGCGGCAGCUGCAGCAGGAGCAGUAGAAGUGGCUGGAAAUUUGGCGCCAUUGGAUGCGGAAGGAGCCAGGAAGAACGAGCGAUUGCUGCGCUCGCAUGAGCUGUACACCGCUGAGAUAGGUGGCUACCUGUGCUGGAUUGUCUGCCGGGGAGUGGCAGUGGUGGUCACCCUGUUGCCCCAAGGACGCGCGGCCAUUGUCAGCAAACUAAAGCACUGGGCGCGAGUGGCAUUACAAUAUGCCCUGCCGGUUCUAACACUCCUCGGAAUAUUCGUGCUGGUUCCUUUGCUGUUUGGAUUACUACUCGAACUGGUGGUGGUGAUUCCCUUACGCGUUCCUUUGCGCAAGACACCCAUCCACUUCCUGUGGCAGGAUUGGGCGCUCGGAGUGCUGUACAGCAAGAUAGCCAUCGCCUUGACUUUGAUGGGUCCGGAUUGGCAUUUGAAACGGGCCUUGGAGCGCGCCUACAUGGAUGGAUUGCGCGAUUUUGAUUUGAAGUUUGUGAUGCGGGACUUGGCGGUGCCGGUUGUUACUACAUUUGGCCUGGCUCUGGCCGCUCCCUACGUUCUGGCCCACAUGGUGUUCCCGAUUUUCCUGGCCGACGCUUAUGCGCGGCAUGCCAUCGCCCGUCUUGUGUACCCUGUUAGCUUCAUAGUGGUGGGCAGCAUCUGCUUCGUUUUGUUCCAGAUCAAGCAGCUGAAGAAGCUCUACCUUUCCAUCAAGGUGGAUAAGUAUCUGGUGGGUCAGCGGCUGGUCAACUACGAGCACCGCAAGAAGCAGCAGCAGCAACAGCAGCAGCAGCAGGAGGAGGAGGAGCAGCAGCGGGCGGCUCGAGAAUUGAAGGAGCUCCAGGAGAGGGAGAGGGAGCGGGAACGGGAGCAGCUGGCCCAGGAGCAGGACUUGGCUGAGCUUCUGUAACUAGAUCAGAUUAUUAUUUCAACCCGACAAGGAGGAGAAGGAUGCCACGAGAUGAUGUUUGGAAAUAUUUGUGUUUUUCCGUUGUCGAGCCACUCCUGCUGCUAAUAUAUCUCGUUUUAGUCUCUGUUGCCCUACCAAAACGGAGGAUUUACAAAUUAUCGAGUGAAAGAAACCUAUUUUGUUCUAGCUUCGGCCCUUUUUCCCCACUUUUAGUUAACUUUCGUUAUAUGAUUAAAAUGUUAGCUACAAUUGUUGUUAAAUCCCUAAUCCUUUUACCGCUUAGAGGUCAUAAGUUGUAUGAUAUUUUAAGACAGCCAGAAAAAAACCCCCGCCACGUCCGCGAUUUCACACAUAUAUGAAAUCUAAGGGCAGCGUAUACACCUUGUAUUAGAGCCGUAUUCAGAAACUACAUUUGGAGAAUUGUCAACACAGCAAAAACUUUAGAAAACCCCGAAAUAAACCAAAUCCAAUAUGGUAAAA